This is a messenger RNA of Ichthyophthirius multifiliis, 1131 nucleotides long. RefSeq names its product EF hand family protein, putative. The transcript is spliced from 4 exons. Gene Ontology annotation, molecular function: calcium ion binding. NCBI's taxonomy places the organism in Eukaryota, Ciliophora, Oligohymenophorea, Hymenostomatida. The record is from RefSeq and is a predicted model, not a curated record.
AUGAGCAACACAAUCUCACAAUUCGGAAUAAAAGAUUCAUCGAUCAAAAAUUUAGUUAUCAUUUUUUUAAUAUACUUAAAUAAAAACGGUUUUCUAGACUUUUAAGAAUUUCAGAAUUUCUCUAAAAGCCUCCCUACUCCUUUAUCUCAUAAAGAAAUCGUAAAAAUAUUUAAAAACCUCGAUAAAGAUAAAGAUAAUAAAAUUUCAUUUGAUGAAUUCUACUAAUGGUGGUAUUGGGGAAAAGACCAGAAUUUACUUCCUUUAUUUUAUACUAAAUUAAAAACUGAAAAAUACUUAAAAUAGACAAGUUCUUAAUUUAAAAAAUUACAAACAAAUCAAUAGGAUGCUUCAGCUUAGGAAGAUACAGAAAUUAAUAGUUACUUAAUUUAAUUAAAUAGUACAUAAAAAGAACCUAAAUUUGAGUUUAAUAUUGAAUUAUUAACUGAUAAUUUAGCAAAUGAAAAAGCCUAAAAAUUUAUUGAAAUUAAUUAGUUAAAUUAGACUAAUCCUUGUAUAAUUUUAAAGCUAUAAUUUGAUUAAAAAGUAAAGGAUUAUUAAAAUAUUGUAGACGAAUUUGAAUAAAUAGUGGAAUAAAUUAAAUCAUUUGCAGAAAAUCUGCUCCCACCAGAAAUGUCAGAUUAAUAUUUGAAUAUGAUAUAGUUUAAAUAUCAUAUUAUGGAUAAUAAGUAUCUUAUUUUUACUAUAUUUGGUAAUCAUGAGUUAAUAAAUCAAAUGGUUUAGUCAUAUUGUGAUGCUGCAGCAUAGAUUAAAUAGGAUGACUUAGGAAUUUCAGUAAAAGUAGGAUUAAAAACAUAACUUGAUGUCGAAAAUAUGAUAAAAAAUAAAUAAGAAGUUAAUUUUAUGGAAGAAUUAUUGAAAGAACUUAAUAUUGAAAUAAAUGGAAAAAUGUCUAGAUAAAAAACUAAAAUAGCUUCUCUUUUUGACGCUGCUCCUAUUUUUGAGGAAAGCUUUAAUUUUAUUUAAUCUAACUUUAAUUCAGAAGAUACUGAAAUCAUAUUAAUUUUACCAACAGCUGUUCUAAGCAUGUAAAUUAAAGGAAAGAAUUUAGGAGAACUUGCAAAGUAAUUUAUUUAUAGAGAAGAAAAUGAAAUAGAUUAAGAUGAUGAUUGA